Messenger RNA from Wyeomyia smithii (pitcher-plant mosquito), 1037 nucleotides. RefSeq lists its product as uncharacterized. NCBI's taxonomy places the organism in Eukaryota, Metazoa, Arthropoda, Insecta, Diptera, Culicidae. The transcript is spliced from 2 exons. The coding region runs from base 143 to 943 and encodes 266 amino acids. The record is from RefSeq and is a predicted model, not a curated record.
CCUGUUUGCCCCCCUGCGCGAUAUAAAAUCCAUUGUAAUGCAUAUGAAACAAUUCAUAUUGAUUUAACUAUUCGACCGGUGCAGAUCUCAGGGUCCUGGAGAAAGUAAUUAGUGUUGUGUUCUAAAUCAGCAGCUUGGUGCGAUGCGCUCGUUUACAGUGUUGAUCCUGACAGCUGCAGUGCUCGGAACUAUUGCAGCACAACAGCCACGAUCGGCGGCCGAUGUUGCUUUAGAUAUAUACAAAACUUGCUUGAAUGAUGUGAAUAUCAAGUGCGUUAAGUCGAAAGCCCUGUCAUGGUUGAGUAAAGUGUCCGAUCAAGAUGAGAUUAAGAUCACCGACACACUAACCAUCAUCCGAACAGGAACUGAUGAAGAAGAAAAUCCAGAAGUAAAGAAUGAACAACGCAACAAUAAAGCUGCACAUUUGUUGAACAAGAUCGAUAGCUUUCUCUCUACACAUGCGUUGAAGAUGGGAGUGCCGGAGGUUCUCCAAUCCGAAGAAGCUCGAGCAUAUAUUCCUGAUUCUCUAACUAAGGGAGGUCUUGCUGAGGAACUAGUUAUUCCUUUGACUGAAGGAAAUGUUGCUGAAGGUCGUGGCUUUGUAAAGAAAGUCAUGAUUCCUUUCUUGCUCGGAAUUAAGUUUAAAUCGACGGUGUUGGUUCCGAUGGCGCUUGCAUUGAUUGCGCUCAAAACCUGGAAGGCAAUGACGCUGGGGUUACUUUCGAUGGUGUUGUCGGCUGCGAUGGUCAUCUUCAAGUUUGCCAAACCGAAGAUAGUUAACUACGAAGUGGUGCACUACCCGCCGCCACAUACCCAUCACGUGGACCACCACAUCGAUCAUCACCAUUUAACUGCUCAUCCGCACGUGCAUUGGGACGCCCCUGCCGGAUGGAAGAAACGUUCGCUGGACGCUCAGGAACAAGCCUACGCAGGACAACUGUAAGCCGGCUUGUAGAUGAGUCUGGCUGAUCACCCCAAAGCUGUAAUUUAUUUAUUUAUAGGAGAAGACGGGCGAAUAAAUUAUUUUUUCUUUCGAA